Coffea eugenioides is the source of this 2098-nucleotide messenger RNA. Its product is annotated as probable protein phosphatase 2C 52. Gene Ontology annotation, biological process: protein dephosphorylation. The transcript is spliced from 6 exons. Gene Ontology annotation, molecular function: protein serine/threonine phosphatase activity. Bases 437 to 1849 code for a protein of 470 amino acids. The record is from RefSeq and is a predicted model, not a curated record. NCBI's taxonomy places the organism in Eukaryota, Viridiplantae, Streptophyta, Magnoliopsida, Gentianales, Rubiaceae.
ACUCCCAACCCCCCCAUCUUCCCACCCUUUCUUGCUUUUGCAAUAAAUGCAUUGCAAAAUUUGUAAUAAACAACAGCCAAGCUACAGUAAAGCAAACUCUCCCCUGUUCUUCUUUCUCUUCAUAAACAAGCAAGAUAUCCCCUUGUUUUCUUUUUUCGUAUUAAUUUUGGAGUAUUAGUGAUUUGAUUCAGAAUCCCACUUCUUAGAAACAUGGGAUUUCACCACCUCAAUACAGUGAAGUCACUAGUAAAGUGCUAUUGACGUUUGACCAAGAUAAGUUUCAAAGUUCUCUUCCACAUUGGAGUCUUGUACACAUCCCAUUCCACUGCAUGGUUGACUAAAAAACCAAUCCGUUAUUAUUGUCAUAUUGGUUUUCCAGAGUAUAAGAACAUUGUUUUUCCUUCCAAACAAAUGGUCUCUUUCUGGGUCUGAGGAAAUGGGGGGUUGUGUGUCAACCAGUAGCCAAAGUACUUGCAGUAGCAGGAGCAAUGGAGAGAAGUUUGCUCCAUCUUGUCUAGAGAUGAUGUUUGGGCGAAAGAGGACGAGGACAUUUUCUGACCAUAUUACUAAAUUGCAACAUUUGGCCUCUAUACCCAAUCGAAUUUUCACAAAUGGGCGAACUAGGAGUUCUUGCAUAUUCACUCAGCAAGGGCGCAAGGGCAUCAACCAGGAUGCCAUGAUUGUUUGGGAGGACUACAUGGCAGAUGAUGUGACCUUUUGUGGUGUUUUUGAUGGCCAUGGUCCACAUGGUCAUCUUGUUGCCCGCAAAGUGAGGGAUGCAUUACCAUUGAAAUUAUUGUCAUUCCUGCAUUCUAAUGACACAAAGCAAAGUGGGUCUAGUGCUAAUUGUUGCAAUGGUGACCUAAAAUCUGAUGUGGUAGAUCCUGAAAAGAAUGGCUCUGUUGAGGAUCAGGUGGAUGAUUCAUGGAGAGAAGCUUUUCUCAAAUCAUACAAGGCUAUGGAUAAAGAGUUAAGGUCUCAUCCUAACUUGGAUUGCUUUUGCAGUGGUAGCACUGCUGUUACUAUAGUAAAGCAGGGCUCCAACCUUUUUAUGGGCUAUAUUGGUGAUUCUCGAGCAAUCCUGGCAUCAAAGGACAGCAGUGAUAAAAUGGUGGCAGUACAGUUGACUGUUGAUCUGAAGCCUGAUUUGCCAAGGGAAGCUGAAAGGAUUAAACGGUGUAAAGGUCGAGUUUUUGCAUUGCAAGAUGAGCCAGAAGUGCAACGGGUUUGGUUGCCAUUUGAUGACGCCCCUGGAUUGGCAAUGGCCAGAGCAUUUGGGGAUUUCUGUCUAAAGGAGUAUGGAGUAAUCUCUAUUCCUGAGUUUUCUCAUCGGGUUCUUAGUGAAAGGGAUAAGUUCAUUGUUCUUGCUUCUGAUGGGGUCUGGGAUGUAUUGAGCAAUGAUGAAGUGGUAGAAAUUGUAUCUUCAGCUCCAACACGGUCAUCAGCUGCUCGGAUCCUGGUUGAGUCAGCUGCUCGAGAAUGGAAGGCCAAAUAUCCAACCUCGAAGAUGGAUGACUGUGCAGUAGUCUGCUUAUAUUUGGAUGGCAAGAUGGAUUCAGAGUCUGAUUAUGAAGAUCAGGGUUUUUCUUCUGCUACUCUGCAAAGCUAUCAUUCUGGCAAUGCUGCAGAAUCCGACGAUGGGCAGAACUCAGAGCCUUCUUUGCAGAGAAACUUCACUGUCAGAUCAAGCGAAGAGAAUGAAGGGUACAAAAGAAUUCCCGUUGAAGGAGAGGGAAAUGGGCAAGCUGUAGUUCCUGAAGAUCUGGACUGGUCAGGUUUAGAAGGUGUUACACGGGUGAAUUCUCUGGUUCAACUUCCAAGAUUUUCCGAAGAAAGACCAAGACCUUAGUUUUGUAAUUCUAUCCUCUUUAUUGUAACACCACUUUCAUCUGUCCCAAGGUCUUAAAGGGAUAAUGUCCUUUAGGUUCGGAAGCAUUUGGUAGAGUUUUUACUGCAAAUACUUUUUGCUGCCUGUUCCAUUUUGUUCAUAUUUCUUCUACUCUCUUAGCAUCAUGGUUGGAUACUCGUAUCAUCGAAACUCAACUGUAUAUACUCUUUGCGAAGAUUUUCUCCAAUCUGCUUCUCUUGUCAUUUCUUA